CUCUAUUCGCAUCUUUAAAUUCCACAGUAGGCACGCACGCAACGCAAUAGGAAAAGCAUUAUAUAUAUAGAUCACAAGAAAGAAGAAGGGAUUUGGAUUUGAUAUAUAAAUGAAGUGUCAGAAACACGUACCGGAUUCAACCAGCGACAUCGGCGUUUGUGCCACUUGCCUCCGGGAGCGCCUCCAAGUCAUUCUUGCGGCCCAAACCCAAGCCCAGGCCCAAACAGAGGACGAAGACGAGGACCAACCAGCAGAAGCUCUCGCAUCUUCAGACCACAGCAACAACCAAUCGGAAAAGAACGCCGACGAGAAGAAAAACCCUCCGCCGAUCAAUGCUAACGACUUCGUCGGGCGAAAGGACAAUGACAACGACAAGGUAAUCUACAGCACGCCGCAGGUCGGACCGCCAUUCUCCGUAACCGCCACGGAAUGCGACGGCAAAACGCCGAAGAGGAAGUUCGGAAGGUUCUGGAACCCUACGAGCCUAUUCAGGACGAAAUCGAACAUGACGGAAAACUCAAAUCGGGAAUUGACAACGACGUAUCGAUCGUGGAUGUCAAUGAUCUUCCACGUCAGAUGGAAGAACAACGGCGGUGGCGCCUCGAAUUUCCGGCAAUCUGAUCGAGAAUCGGAGGAUUUCAGCAGCGAAAUCGACGGACAUGAUCGGUCGUCUUCCACGGAGAGCAGAAUCUCUCGGGAAACAUCUCCGAAAGGCCGGAAUCAGGCAGCGCCAGCACCUACGCGACGGUCGCGAUCGUUACAGGCAGGGAAGAGAGUGUUUAACUGGAGGUUAUGCUUGAGCCCGAUGGUUAGGGCAAAUUCGAACCAGCACUUGGUUCAUAACCAUAAAGGAACACUUCAAGAAACCGGUGCAUCCGUGGGUGGUGGGGCCCAGAAAAUUAGAUUUAUCUCGGCAGCGUCCUUUAGCUGCAGCCGAUCAAAGAAGCUUGCGGAUUUCGGAAGAGUCCAUCGCAACCAUUGA
Arachis stenosperma is the source of this 982-nucleotide messenger RNA. RefSeq lists its product as uncharacterized. Bases 110 to 982 code for a protein of 290 amino acids. The record is from RefSeq and is a predicted model, not a curated record. The transcript has a single exon. Lineage: Eukaryota; Viridiplantae; Streptophyta; Magnoliopsida; Fabales; Fabaceae.